AUGACACAAGUACAUAUUUAGAUCUACUCCUACUCCAACUCUUACUCUCCACCUGCAGCUUACCUCAUUCUUAAAUUUAUUCACAAGAGACACCCAUCUCACCAAACGUUCCCAUUUUUUUUUACUAAAUUCAGUUUAAUUAUUUCUAUCUAUCUCUCAAUGUCUCUGUUUUUGUAACAAAAUAUACAUGAUCACCAGCAGCAUUGCCGGACCUCGGCUCCUAUGAUGUUACAGAAUUCCAUGAUUUAGCAUUUUGAUACAUAGUUAUCACAUACAUAUAUUUAUCUAUAUUAUAUGUGUGAAUAUAUAUAGAGAGAACAAUGUUUAAGUCGGCUAGAUGGAGGAAUGACAAAAAUAAGAUCAAAGCUGUAUUUAAACUGCAGUUUCAUGCAACUCAGCUAAAACACUUAGCAGGGGAUACUUUGAUCAUCUCUAUAGUUCCAGCAGACAUUGGAAAGCCGACAACGAAAUUAGAGAAAGCGAAAGUUAAAGAUGGAAGUUGUUAUUGGGAAAAACCACAUUAUGAAACUGUGAAAUUCAUUCAAGAUCCUAAAAAUGGAAAGCUUCAAGAGAAAAUCUAUCAAUUUGUUAUGGCAACGGGCUCCUCGAAAUCUAGUAGUGUUGGUGAAGUUUCAAUUGAUUUUGCAAAUUUUGCUGAAGCUACAAAGAUUUCUUCUAUAUCCCUUCCAUUAAGAAAUGCAAAUUGUGAUGCUUUUUUGCAUGUAUCGAUUCAGUGGGUUCAAGACUUCUUAGAUAAAAGGGAAACUGAUGGAGGUGAAAAUGGAAACCGGCAAGAUAGGAGUUUAAGGGCUCAGUUAAGCAACAGUGACAUAGAAGAAACUAUUAGAAGCAAUCCUAGUGAAGACCAUGGGACUUUGAUUCGUGAAAGAGAUCGUCGGGGAUCUAGUGGGUCUGAUAUCACAUUAUCAGGUUCUGAUAUUAGCUCAGGUUUUGAUACUCCACGAGAACCCAUACCCAAGAAGACUAAAUCAACUUAUGAACCACCGGCUACAACAAUCUAUGAGGAACGUCACAUGUCACAAUGGGAUUGGUUAGAUGGUUCACCGCCUGAGUUGAGCACAGAUGAUUCAUCAGUAAGUCCCGGGGAGCUAGUGUUGGGGGAAAUACCAGAAGAGGGUUCUACUGAAGCCGUGAUCAAAAAACUCAAAGACGAGAUUGAAGUUUUAACUAGGCAAGCUGAUGUUUCAGGGUUAGAACUACAAACUCUUCGUAAGCAAAUCGUGAAGGAAAGAAAGAAGGGUCAGGAUCUUUCGAGAGAAUUAGUUGAACUUAACCAAGAAAAAAAUGCUUUCAAGGAGGAAUGUGAAAAGCUGAAGGCAAACAAAAGAUGUACAGAAGAAACAAAAGUCAAAGUCAAAGUCAAAGGCGAUCCAUGGGAUCUUGUUGGUGAACUGAGACAAGAGCUUAACUAUGAGAAGGAUUUAAAUUCCAAUCUCCGGAUACAACUACAAAAAACACAAGAGUCGAAUGCUGAAUUGAUUCUUGCAGUACAGGAUCUUGAUGCGAUGCUGGAAGAAAAGGAUUCAAAGCUGUCAAAGCCAAAGUCAAAAUCUCGUAAUUUUGAAGUGGUUAAAUCGGAGACAGAUGAGGAUGAAGAUCAAAAGGCAUUGGAAGAAAUUGUCAGAGAACACACUGGUAUGCAGGAGACGUAUAUACUAGAGCAAAAGAUAACUGACCUCUAUAGCGAAAUAGAGUCUCACAAAAGAGAUAAAAACGAACUUGAAAUGCAAAUGGACCAAAUUGCUCUUGAUUAUGAGAUCCUAAAGCAGGGAAACCACGAUAUGUGUUAUAAACUUGAGCAAAGUCAAAUUCAAGAACAACUGAAGAUGCAAUAUGAAUGUACGUCUUAUUCUGUCGUCAGUGAACUUGAAGCACAGAUUGAGAGCUUGAACACCGAGCUCAAAAUGAAAUCUGAAAAGCUAUCAGAGUCAGUUCUUGCUAUUGAAGAGCUGGAAACGUAUGUCAAGGACUUGGAGAAAGAUUUAGAAGAUCAAGCUCACGGGUUUGAAACAGAUAUUGAAGAUCUUAUGAAUGCUAAAAUUGAGCAGGAGCAGCGAGCCAUUCGUGCAGAGGAAAGCAUGAGAAAGAUGAAAUUACAAAAUGUUAAUACAGCAGAGAAGCUUCAAGAGGAAUUCAGAAGGCUUUCCACACAAAUGAAUUCAAGCUUUGAAGCAAACGAGAAGGUUACGAUAAAGGCAAUGGAUGAAGCCAAUCAACUGCGCGUAGAGAAAAGGUAUCUUGAAGAAAUGCUUAAGAAAGCCAAACAAGAUUUAGAUAGUAUUAACGUUUAUUAUGAAGAAAAACUGGCUGACCUUUUGAGUCAACUAACUCAAAAGUCAGAACAACUGGAGAAGAUGGAGAAACAGAUCGAAGACAUUACCCGCACACUUGAAUUACGAAAAACCAGUUACAGAGAUGAGUUAGACAGGCUAAAAUCAGAAAUACAGAAUCUUGAAGGUGAAAGAAAGGAUCUUGAAACCAUUAAAAAGCAAAAAGAUGCCGAUUAUGAACAACUGCAAUCAGAAACUGAACGUCUUCUAUCUCGUUACAAUGAGAUGGAGAUUUCUUUGAUUAAUAACGAAACGGAAAAAGAGAAGCUAAGAAAGCAGAUAUCGCAACUAAAAGGUGAAAUCAAGAAGAGUGAAGAUGCAAUAAGUAGCAUGGAGAAGAAGCUUAAAGAUAGUACCAAAGCCGUUUCAAGAAACAAUCCUCGCAGCUCAAAAGAGGUUACAAGUUUAAAGAACAGAAUAGAACUACUCGAGGGACAAAUAAAACUAAAGGAAGCCACUUUGAAGAGUUCCGAAAAUACAUUUAUGGAGAGAGAAAAAGAUCUUCGGUGUAAGAUUGAAGAUUUGGAAAGAAGAAUGAAGGUUGUUGAUGAAAGCAAUGCCAUUUCAAAGGCAUCUGCAGCUGAUGAAAUCGAGUUGUUAAAGAGACUAAACAAAUCCAUGGAAGUAGAACUGCAGGAAAUGCAAGAAAGAUAUUCAGAAAUAAGUCUCAAGUUUGCAGAAGUCGAGGGUGAAAGGCAACAGCUUGUAAUGAGAGUAAGAAACCUCAAGAACUCGAAGAAAUGAUACUUAUAAUGGAAUGUUGUAUCGUAUAGAUUCGGAAAUAUAUGGGUUUUCUUUCAUUUUAACCACGUAAGUGUAUCUUACGAGUCCAUGUCAUGGAUAACAUACGAAAUAUACGUAGCAGUUUACAUUAGGGAGUCUAGUCGAUAUCAAUGCCCGUGAUUUUGUGAAAAUUUAUGUGUGUAACGAGUUAGUUUGGCAUAAUAGACUUUGUUGUUCGUUUA
Molecule: messenger RNA, 3316 nt
Organism: Erigeron canadensis
Lineage: Eukaryota; Viridiplantae; Streptophyta; Magnoliopsida; Asterales; Asteraceae
Product: myosin-9-like
Exons: 8
Coding region: 321-3095 (924 amino acids)
Source: RefSeq, a predicted model, not a curated record